Messenger RNA from Trypanosoma theileri, 1182 nucleotides. RefSeq names its product ubiquilin. Bases 1 to 1182 code for a protein of 393 amino acids. The record is from RefSeq and is a predicted model, not a curated record. Gene Ontology annotation, cellular component: cytosol. Gene Ontology annotation, biological process: ubiquitin-dependent protein catabolic process. Lineage: Eukaryota; Euglenozoa; Kinetoplastea; Trypanosomatida; Trypanosomatidae. Gene Ontology annotation, molecular function: polyubiquitin modification-dependent protein binding. The transcript has a single exon.
AUGCUGUACCAGAUUGUGAGCAACGUGUGUGAUGCGUUGGAGCUCUUCAUUGAGGACGAAAUGACCGUCGGUGAAGUGCGGGCGCUCGUCGGGGCGAUGCUCGGCGCCGAGGCGGACGGCCCCCACGUGGCGGUGACAUUUCAGGGCCGCCUGCUGCACGACGACGGCCUCGCGUGGGGCGCCCUCCUCGCCGCCCACCCCCUCCCGCCCGGCGCCGCCCGCAAACUUUUCGUCCACGUCUCCGACCGCCACCCGACGGGCUCCGCCGAGACGAUGCGACUCGCCCUUCGCGCCGCGGCGGUCACGCGGGAGGAGGAGCGCGCCGGCCGCGACCAGGCACGCAUGAUGGAGCCGAUCAUUGAUAUGAUGGUGCACAACCCGGGGUUCAUGGAGGCCGUGCUCGGCGCAGACCCGGCAAUGAAGCGCGUACUGAAGGGAAACCCAGAGAUGGACCGCAUGUUGCGAGAUCCAGAGACAUUGAAGAGCUUUAUUAUGGCACAAAUGGAUCCAGAACAGAGGCGCAUGAUGGAUAGGGAUUUGCAGUUGCAAAUGGCACAAGUUAGUGCAAUACCAGGAGGUGAACAGUUGCUUGAACGAUAUGUUACCAGUGUUUUACAGGAAUUAGACGCAGAUGGGGAUUCCACACACCGUGAAGCUGCUGCUGAAGUAGAUGAAGCACAGGCUCGUCCAGAUCCAAAUAAAGAAGCCAAUAGUGAAGCAUUACCUAAUCCAUGGAAGCAACAAUCAUCAUCAGUAUCAUCAACACAGAAUAAUUCGGAGUUUAUGAUGGGUCCAAAUGCUGAUAUGACAAAUUUACUUUUGGGUAAUUUUGGUGUUGGAAAUGCUUCUAAUGCUGGAAAUGUAGGAUUUCCUUCCUUUCUUCAACUAUUUGAAAAUACUCCAUUAAUGAGUGGGGGUAACCCUUCUGCCACCACAGGAUCUGUUUUGCCUCAGGGUGGAGUAACUCCUAAUAGAGAAAAUAUGGCGCAGCCAAAUACAUUGGCACCAUCGGCGGAAAGAACGACUGAUAACAUAGCAAAAGAUAAGACACAAUGGGCGUCUCAACUCGCAAUGUUAAAAGAUAUGGGAUUUGAGGAUGAGGUACUUUGUGUUGAAGCGUUAUGUGCAACAAAUGGGGAUGUGGACGCAGCGGUUAGUUUUAUUGUUGAUAAGGGCAAAUAA